Molecule: messenger RNA, 1370 nt
Organism: Epinephelus moara (kelp grouper)
Lineage: Eukaryota; Metazoa; Chordata; Actinopteri; Perciformes; Serranidae
Product: GTPase IMAP family member 4-like
Exons: 2
Coding region: 72-1109 (345 amino acids)
Molecular function (GO): GTP binding
Source: RefSeq, a predicted model, not a curated record
ACGGGAAGCAGCAGACAGACUCUACAUCUUCACCAGGACCUGUGUGAGCGCCUGCACUCUGUAACCCAAACAUGGGCAGCCAGUACUGCAACAGAUAUAGCAGCCACAAUGGCAAAGAGCUGAGGAUAGUGAUGAUGGGGAAGACUGGAAUUGGGAAGAGUGCCUCUGGAAACACCAUCCUGGGACAACAGUGCUUUGAAUCAAAGUUCAGUGCAAAGUCUAUGACUGUUGACUGCUCCCUGGGCAAAGCUGUGGUGGACGGGCAACAGGUUGCUGUUGUCGACACCCCCGGUCUGUUUGACACCAGGUUCGGCAUGGACAAAACAACUAAAGAUAUAAGUCAGUGCAUCUCUUUCGCUGCUCCUGGACCCCACGUGUUCCUGGUGGUCAUCAUGCCGGGCAGAUUCACUGAAGAGGAAAAGCAGACGGUGCAAAAGAUUCAAGAAAUCUUCGGCCAGGCUGCAGACAGAUACAGCAUGGUUCUCUUUACUCAUGGUGACCUUCUUGGAGACACAACUAUUGAGGAGUUCUUGGCUGAGAGCCCUGACCUGCAAGAAGUCGUGGCCAGAUGUAAUGGCCAGUACCAUGUCUUCAAUAAUAAGACAAAUGAUCGUUCUCAGGUCACCGAGCUGCUCCAGAAGAUCAGAAAUUUAACCCAGAGGAACGGAGGCAGCCACUACACCAACGAGAUGUUCCAAGAGGCUGAGAGGAAAAUCGAAGCUGAGAAACAACGCAUCCUGAGAGAGAAAGAAGAGCAAGAACGCAGAGAAAGAGAGGAAAUAGAGAGGAAACAACAGGAAAAAUACGAAGAAGAGAUGAGGAGAAUUAAUGAACAACUCCAGGCUGAGAGGGAGAGGGAGAGAAUACAGAGAGAGGAGGAGUUGAGGAGGGAGAGGGAGAGGAGGGAGGAGGAGAUGAGAAGGGAGAGAGAGGAAAGAGAAGCAGAAAGGAGGAGAGAGGAAGAGGAGAGAGAGAGGCAGCUUGAAAAUAUGAGGAGACAGUUAGCAGAAGAACGUGAAAGACAACUGGAGGAGGAAAGAGAAAGGCAGAGACGGCAUGCAGCGUGGCAAAGACGUCGGCAUAGAGGAGGUGAUUGUAGAAUUAACUGAUUUGUUUUAGAUGUCUUUGUAUUUGUGUGCUAGUGUACAAAAUAAACUAUUUAACUAUUAAAAUUUAUGUGAGGAGUUUGUCGACCAGUAACUUAAGUAACAUAGAUUACUUGACAACUCUGUCACCAUCCAUCAAAGUAAACAUGGAAUGGCAGCAUUUAGGUACUUUUAAUCACAAAGCUGGAAGAAACUUCUGCUGACAAGAACCUAGAGUCUGUUGAAUUGCCUGUGUUCGAGGAAUAAAUAUAUGAGAUUAUUUAA